GCGAAGCAGUCACGGCUAUCGGUCCGCGGUCCAUCGCUAGCUCAUUCAGGUUUUAAUUAAGUAAAUUUUGGAAAAACACUGUUUACUGUUGCGGAUGAGAAGGUAAUGAUUUAAAUUGGCUCAGAAAAACAGUGCAACUUCAAAUUACAUUGGCUCCAAAGUUGGCGUGUUGUGUUUGCAAAAAAAUGCAGCCGCAUAAAACAUGGUAAUUGGAUGCAAAAGUUGUGUGCUAAAACUGAAAGUGAAAUAAAAGCUGCGAUACCAUUGGCGAUAGUCGGGCAGCCAUCGACAAUCGGAGGAGCCGGCUGGACGGGGUGUUAUCGGAAAAUUGGCAGCCCUGAAAAUCCUUUGGAAAAUCCUCAAGUUCAGCUGCUUUUGCACACACUGACCUUCAUUAUACACACAAACCCACAUAUACAAGGUGCGUUCCGUGUGCGCGCGUGUGUGUGCGCCUGCAAGUGUGUGGGAGCACUGGAAAAAAGGCUGGAAAGGAAACACAAGCCGAAAAAUCAGAGACAGUGAAAAACACGCAUUUAGUUCAAAUACUGCAAGCCGGAAAAGUCGACCGUAAAAAGUCAAGGACGACAUGCUGCCCCCCGCCCACAGAAGUGGAUGUGGGUGGCUCACCUAUUAGAACUCCACUAAAACGCAAGCGCAGGAGUUUUUUCCUUCAAGAAGUCAAGGCUUCUUCGCUUUCGGGGUCAUGGUCACAGGCCACAGGAUAUAGUGUAUAUAUAUCGCAUAGGAUUUAGCUGCAAGGCAACACCAUGUCCAGCGAAUCCUCCACCGAAGGCGACAGCGAUCUAUACGAUCCACUGGCCGAGGAGCUCCACAAUGUCCAGUUGGUCAAGCAUGUGACCCGGGAGAACAUCGAUGCGCUGAACGCCAAGUUUGCCAACCUGCAGGAGCCACCAGCCAUGUACUUAAUGGAAUAUCAGGAGUUGACCUCCAAGCUGCAUGAACUGGAGGCCAAGGAGCAAGAGCUCAUGGAGCGCCUGAACUCCCAGGACCAGCAGGAGGACUCCUCCCUGGUUGAGCGCUACAAGGAGCAGCCGCACUAUCAAAAUCAAACCCAAAUCCUGCAGCAACAACGGCAGCUGGCUCGGGUCCAUCAUGGCAAUGAUCUUACGAACAGCUUGGGCUCCCAGCCGGGCAGCCAGUGUGGCACUUUGACCCGCCAGCCGAAGAUCCUGUUAAGAGCCCACCUGCCCAAUCAGCAGCGAACUUCAGUGGAGGUCAUUUCGGGAGUACGACUAUGUGAUGCCCUCAUGAAAGCCCUGAAGCUCCGGCAGUUAACGCCGGACAUGUGCGAAGUGAGCACCACUCAUUCCGGCAGACAUAUCAUACCCUGGCACACGGACAUUGGCGCUCUGCACGUAGAAGAGAUCUUUGUGAGGCUGCUGGACAAGUUCCCCAUUAGGACACACAUCAAGCACCAAAUCAUAAGGAAGACCUUCUUUUCGUUGGUGUUUUGCGAGGGCUGUCGCAGGCUUUUGUUCACCGGCUUCUACUGUAGCCAGUGUAAUUUCCGAUUCCAUCAGCGGUGCGCCAACAGAGUGCCCAUGCUGUGCCAGCCCUUUCCCAUGGACAGCUACUAUCAGCUACUCCUGGCAGAGAAUCCGGACACUGGCGUCGGGUUCCCGGGCAGGGGCACCGCAGUCCGGUUUAAUAUAAGUCGCAGUCGCCGGUGCAGCAGCAGUGGCAGCAGCAGCAGCUCCAAGCCACCCCCGUCGUCCUCUGGCAACCAUCGACAGGGUCGUCCGCCCAGGAUCAGCCAGGAUGAUCGAUCCAAUUCCGCUCCCAAUGUGUGCAUCAACAACAUUCGAUCACUAACCAGCGAAGUGCAGCGCAGUUUGAUCAUGCAGGCCAGGCCCCCAUUGCCGUAUCCCUGCACGGAUCACUCGAACUCCACGCAGGCAUCUCCCACCAGCACACUGAAGCAUAAUCGCCCUAGGGCAAGAUCCGCCGAUGAGAGCAACAAGAAUCUGCUUUCGAGGGACGCCAAAAGCUCAGAGGAAAACUGGAACAUCCAGGCGGAGGAGAUUUUGAUUGGACCUCGCAUUGGAUCGGGAUCCUUUGGAACCGUUUACCGCGCCCACUGGCACGGUCCCGUGGCCGUAAAGACGCUCAACGUAAAGACGCCGAGUCCCGCCCAGCUGCAGGCCUUCAAGAACGAGGUGGCCAUGCUGAAGAAGACGCGUCACUGCAACAUUCUGCUAUUCAUGGGCUGUGUGUCCAAGCCAUCGCUGGCGAUUGUGACGCAAUGGUGCGAGGGGAGCAGUCUCUACAAGCACGUUCAUGUCAGCGAAACCAAGUUUAAGUUGAACACGCUGAUCGACAUUGGUCGCCAGGUUGCCCAGGGCAUGGAUUACCUGCAUGCCAAGAACAUCAUACACAGAGACCUCAAGUCGAACAACAUAUUUUUGCACGAGGAUCUCUCUGUGAAGAUUGGAGAUUUCGGACUGGCAACGGCGAAAACCCGAUGGUCUGGUGAGAAGCAGGCCAACCAGCCCACGGGCAGUAUUUUAUGGAUGGCUCCGGAGGUCAUUCGCAUGCAGGAACUGAACCCCUACUCUUUUCAAUCGGACGUUUAUGCCUUUGGCAUCGUGAUGUACGAACUGUUGGCCGAGUGCCUGCCCUACGGUCAUAUUAACAACAAGGAUCAGAUCCUGUUUAUGGUGGGACGCGGACUGCUACGCCCGGACAUGAGUCAAGUGCGCUCAGAUGCGCCGCAGGCACUGAAGCGCUUGGCAGAGGACUGCAUCAAGUAUACGCCCAAGGACCGACCUCUCUUUAGGCCUCUGCUCAAUAUGCUGGAGAAUAUGCUGCGCACCUUGCCCAAAAUCCAUCGCAGUGCCAGUGAGCCGAACUUGACGCAGUCGCAGCUGCCGAACGACGAGUUUCUGUAUCUGCCCAGCCCCAAGACGCCGGUGAACUUCAACAACUUCCAGUUCUUCGGCAGUCCUGGGAAUAUUUAGAAAGCCGCCUGUACCUGUACUUAAACCCUUGUGUGAUCAACGUGAUCCUAUUUCUAUACAUAUAUACAUAUUUUCGGUUUAGUCCCUCUGUACAUAAGCGUUUCGCGACGCGGACGGCGGCAUUGGCUGCCCACCAAAGUGAAAGAGAUGGCUGGUGGUUGGCUGCCGGCCCAGGAGCGAAGAUUGCUGCUUUCCUUGGAACUGACAAAGUGCAUUUCUGUUACCACAAAACGACUACGAAACUGUAAACUAAACUGCAACGCCCAUGUGUACAUAACUGCAUCGUAACUUAUAUACGUUAGGCAAGACUACUGAAACUAAACUAAACUAAACUAGCUGAUCGCAAUUACAUUAUACACAUUAUACUUAUACUACAAAUAGA
Drosophila biarmipes is the source of this 3360-nucleotide messenger RNA. RefSeq names its product raf homolog serine/threonine-protein kinase Raf. Lineage: Eukaryota; Metazoa; Arthropoda; Insecta; Diptera; Drosophilidae. The record is from RefSeq and is a predicted model, not a curated record. Gene Ontology annotation, biological process: protein phosphorylation; signal transduction. Bases 768 to 2978 code for a protein of 736 amino acids. The transcript is spliced from 5 exons. Gene Ontology annotation, molecular function: ATP binding; protein kinase activity.